Pteronotus mesoamericanus is the source of this 2697-nucleotide messenger RNA. RefSeq names its product hedgehog acyltransferase (gene HHAT). Gene Ontology annotation, biological process: protein palmitoylation. The coding region runs from base 263 to 1744 and encodes 493 amino acids. The record is from RefSeq and is a predicted model, not a curated record. Lineage: Eukaryota; Metazoa; Chordata; Mammalia; Chiroptera; Mormoopidae. Gene Ontology annotation, molecular function: palmitoyltransferase activity. The transcript has 12 exons. Gene Ontology annotation, cellular component: endoplasmic reticulum.
UCGAAUUCGCGAGGAAGGCAGGGAAGUUUAUUACUGCUUUACUGAGGACAGGGAGGCGCACAAAGCCUAAAUUCAAACAGCCAGCUCGGGGAGCACUCCGGGCUGCAAGGCCAGCCCUAUUUCCAUCCCACCCAGCUAUCUGCCUCCUUGAUUGCCUACAAAACGUACAGAGACCUGGGGACAACGCGGCUGAGAUUUAGCGUUCACUUCAAGUUUCAGAAACUCUCAACUUGGGCAUCAGGACCUCUUGUCACAAGAAGCAAUGCUGCCUCAAUGGGAACUGUUUUUUUACCUGCUUGCGUCGCUGGGCUUCCACUUCUAUUCUUUCUAUGAAGUUUACAAAGCCUCCAGAGAACAUGAAGAACAAUUGGACCAAGAAUUUGACCUGGCGAUUGGCACUUUAUUUGGAGGAUUAAAGAAGGACCGGACCGACUUCGAGUGGAGCUUCUGGAUGGAGUGGGGGAAGCAGCGGCUGGCGUGGCUCCUCCUUGGCCACCUGGCUGUGUCUCAAGUGGCCAACCAGAUUGCCAGGAAGCACAGACCCUGGAUCCUCACCGCCUAUGGAAUGUGGGCCUGCUGGUGCGUGCUGGGGGCCCCAGGGACGGCCAUGAUAUUUCUCCACACCAUCGUCUCCUUCUGCGUAGCCCAAUUCCGGUCGCUGUUCCUGUCAUGGCUCUGUUCUCUCCUCCUGCUCUCCACACUGAGGAUGCAAGAUGUGGAGGAAAUGAAGAGAGGGUGGUACAAGACAGAAAACGAGUACUACUUGCUGCAGUUCACGCUGACCGUCCGCUGCCUGUACUACACCAGCUUCAGCCUCGAGUUCUGCUGGCAGCAGCUGCCCUCUGGGCGCACCUUCUACUCCUUGCCCUGGAUGAUGGCCUACGUCUUCUAUUACCCGGUCUUCCACAAUGGGCCCAUCCUCAGCUUCCCGGAGUUUGUCGCGCAGAUGCAGCAGCAAGAGCCCUGCUCACUGAAGAUCAGCAUCUCCGUCCUCGCCCGGGGGCUGUGCCGCCUCUUCUGCUGUUGGUGCCUGGCUGAGCUGAUGGUUCACCUCAUGUACAUGCACGCCCUCUACGGCAGCACCCCGCUCCUGAGGACUGUCUCUUUUUGGACCUUAGGAGGACUGGCGUUGGCCCAGGUGCUCUUUUUCUACGUGAAGUACUUGGUGCUCUUCGGCAUCCCAGCUCUGCUCAUGCGCCUGGACGGACUCACACCGCCGCCCCUCCCUCGCUGUGUCAGCACCAUGUUCAGUUUCACGGGGAUGUGGAGGUAUUUUGACGUUGGACUUCACGAUUUCUUAAUCAGGUAUGUGUACAUUCCCGUGGGCGGGUCCCAGCAUGGCCUGCUGGGGACACUGCUUUCCACUGCGAUGACUUUUGCAUUUGUGAGCUACUGGCAUGGGGGGCACGACUACCUUUGGUGCUGGGCAGCCCUCAACUGGCUGGGAGUCACCGUGGAGAAUGGAGUCCGGAGGCUUGCGGAGACCCCGUGCAUCCAGGACAGCUUGGAACAGUUCCUCUCCCCACGGGCUCGCCGGCGAUUCCACGCGGUCCUCGCCUCUUGCUCCACCUCCAUGCUGAUCCUGUCCAACCUGGUGUUUCUUGGGGGCAACCAAGUGGGGAAAAUCUACUGGAAUAGGAUCUUCAUACAGGGCUGGCCGUGGGUGACCCUCUCCGUCCUGGGAUUCCUGUACUGCUACUCCCACGUGGGCAUCGCCUGGGCCCAGACCUACUCCACGAACUAAUGCCGUGGGCCCAGGCCAGCCUGGCUGUCAGCCUCCAACGGUGCUUCUCCCUGAUCGCAUGCCCCAAGAUAACCUCCAAGGGACCAGCGCCUGAUCUGCUCAUCUUUUGUUGACCUUACUUCAAGACCCACUCCAAGACUGGAAGCUGGAGCUCUCAUAGAAAAUCGACAACCAGAGUUUUCCACCUUUGGGGACACAGAGAUCAUCUCCCCCGCCGUCAUUUUCCUGUUGAGCAAGCUGGGGUCCAGAGCUGUAGAGUGUCCUGCCCAUCUGCACAGGGUGGCACUGCGGUCUGGACCCCAGUCCCAAAGGCCCUUUAAAUUUUUUCUCCUUUCCCAAGAAUUAAAUAUAAUGGGGAUUUUUUGGUUGAGGCCCAGAAAUCCUGACUAGUGAUAGGCCUGUCCUUCACUGGGCAAUAUUUCUAAAACAUUUUAGUGACAUCUAUCUAUGUGACCCCCUUCCCCACACCCUGCAGUGUGGUCUCAGCAGGGAGGUGGCAAAGUCACAGCUGUGUUUCUGUUUACCCAGUAAAGAAGCUAGAAUAUGUUCUGUCACAUUCCAAGGAGUCUGUACCCAAGGAGACCUGUUGUUUGAACUUUAUCAGGCCGAUCUACACUUGGCUGCUUUUUUCCUAGAUUUGCAGAGAAGUGUCAACAUGCAGUGCCUCUACCUGACAGUUCAUCAUUUCUACAUAAAGAAGCAGAAUUUAAAAACCAGGGAACAGCGUACCCAUAGGCAGGUGCUAUCAGGCAAGUUACAAAGAUGGCUCCCUGAGGUCUCCGCUCCUUUCCCCACGCAAGUCCCACCAGGAUCUUCCCUCUCAGUGGUUUGCAUUCAGUGGUUUAUAUUGUUUGGUUUUGUUUCAAAUAAAAUGGAGCCUUUCCUAUCACAUAGAGAAGUCACUUUUUUGUAGAAUUGUUUUAAAUAGUUUUUGAGGAAAAUGUUUAAACACA